AUGCUUGAUUGUGCAGUCAAGAUAUGGAAACAUGAAGGUAUAAGUUGUUUCUAUCGAGGCUAUAUUCCCAAUCUACUUGGCAUUCUCCCCUAUGCUGGUAUUGAUCUGUGUAUAUAUGAGACUUUGAAAAAAAUGUAUUUAAGGAGAAAUAAAGGAAGUGAAGAACCAAGCAUAUUUGUGAUAUUGGCCUGUGGUACAACCAGUAGCACAUGUGGCCAACUGACCAGUUACCCACUGGCGUUGGUGAGAACCAGACUUCAAGCACAAGGCAGCAAAUCUCAAACCAUGUCAGGAAUGUUUAAGGAGAUUUUGUUAAAAGAUGGUUUUCAAGGACUUUAUCGUGGGCUUACCCCUAAUUUUAUGAAGGUGGCCCCUGCUGGCAUAGUACCACCAUACACUAUUUCAUUAUCUAUCUGUUCAUAUCUAUCUAUCUAUCUAUCUAUCUCAGUCUGUUCAUAUCUAUCUAUCUAUCUAUCUAUCUAUCUCAGUCUGUUCAUAUCUAUCUAUCUAUCUAUCUAUCUAUCUCAGUCUGUUCAUAUCUAUCUAUCUAUCUAUCUCAGUCUGUUCAUAUCUAUCUAUCUAUCUAUCUAUCUCAGUCUGUUCAUAUCUAUCUAUCUAUCUCAGUCUGUUCAUAUCUAUCUAUCUAUCUAUCUCAGUCUGUUCAUAUCUAUCUAUCUCAUCUGUUCAUAUCUAUCUCAUAUCUAUCUGUUCUAUCUAUCUAUCUCAGUCUGUUCAUAUCUAUCUAUCUAUCUAUCUCAGUCUGUUCAUAUCUAUCUAUCUAUCUAUCUCAGUCUGUUCAUAUCUAUCUAUCUAUCUAUCUCAGUCUGUUCAUAUCUUCUAUCUAUCUAUCAGUCUGUUCAUAUCUAUCUAUCUAUCUAUCUCAGUCUGUUCAUAUCUAUCUCAGUCUGUUCAUAUCUAUCUAUCUAUCUAUCUCAGUCUGUUCAUAUCUAUCUCAGUCUGUUCAUAUCUAUCUAUCUCAGUCUGUUCAUAUCUAUCUAUCUCAUCUAUCUCAUCUGUUCUAUCUCAUCUAUCAUAUCUAUCUAUCUCAGUCUGUUCAUAUCUCUAUCUCAGUCUGUUCAUAUCUAUCUCAUCUCUGUUCUGUUCAUCUAUCUAUCUAUCUCAGUCUGUUCAUAUCUAUCUCAGUCUGUUCAUAUCUAUCUAUCUCAGUCUGUUCAUAUCUAUCUAUCUCAGUCUGUUCAUAUCUAUCUAUCUAUCUAUCUUGACACCACAGAUCACUUCUAUCUUACUUUAUUAUCACGCGGAACUUGUUUUACGUUUACACCGUCUAAACACACCGGUGGUCAGUCAAGCCGCUGGCAUAAGGUUUACACUGUUGAUGUCCACAAACAAAAAGACGGCCGUAGAAAGAAGAAGGUUCAAGAAAAGAUGACCUCUCCUGGGAUGGUAGAGGGCUUCAAUAUGCCCAUCAGUGUUGAUCAGUUAACCAGAGUCGUGAACUCCUUGGUGGAAGUGACAUCUGGAAAUACUAUCACUCCUUUAUCAGGCAACACACUUAUGUCGUCACCUACAGUUCCUGUUGUUGCUGCUGCUGCCACUGCCAGUGACAACCCUAACUCCAACGAUAAUUGUCUCUCUCAGGUGAUCCAAACACAAGCUUCAGGAAUUUUAGCUGGCAAUAAUAUGUCAUCUGUUCACAUCCCUGUGUCUCUCACGGCCCAGACUGUCUCUAUGGUUCCACUGAUGCUAUCCCUAAAUCUUGCCAAUCGAUCUCUAAUACCUGCUCCAGACAGAAAUUCCAUCGACCGAGCAUUUCUUCCAACAGGUGCUGUUAAUGACAAAAUCAACUCCAUUGUCUAUUCCUGUGCAAAUUCAUCCAUCAGUCAACAACUUUCAGCUCCAUCACCAAUAACUUUCCCAUCUGUAUCAAUGUCUGUGAUGCCAAAUGAAGUCGAUGACUGUUCAUCUCUUGCCAAUAUUGGCUCAUUGGAUUGUAUACAAAACCAAGCUACGUCCCAUCCUAACAACAUCCAACAAGUUUCCACAGUGACAUACUCAUCCCCAACAGAUAACCAAACAUCCGCUCAAGACCCCAACUCUUCCGAUGCUCUCAUUACUGCUGCUGUACAGGAAUCCUUACCAAAUUCUUCUUUGAUUGCUCCCGACCUUUCAACUCUUGCAGACCUCCGUCUUGGCAUUGGGGUUGUAUCCCAACCAGACACAUACACAUCUCUUCCAGAUUCUCUGCCUCCUCUUCUGCAAGUUGCCAAUCACUUUGGACAGGGUCAAACACAGAAAACUAAUGUUACAACUUGUGUUGCACAACCAUCAGAUGACAACCAAAUAUUAGCCGAUGCUUCAGGAUCAGUUGAAGAAUCCCAACCUGCAAACAGUCUUCAGCCAUUAUUGCAUCAACGGCCAGCAGAACUUUCAAGUUCUUUAGACUCUUUAGGUUUAAUAGCAGAGAAGGACAAUCAUAAUUUGGUCAAUUCUGCCAUGGUUCUUGAUGUUGCCAAUAUGUCUGUGAUUGAUAUGAUCCUCAAAGUUCAGCAUGCUGAGAACAAUAACAUCAGCAACCAUGUCAAAAGUCCAGAAUGUGAAGAGCUGGCCAAUGUCCAAAUAGAGGGAGAUAACUCUGCUGCUGUGUCUACUAAAACUCCUGAAAUUGCUUUGGAACAUUUUUGUCUUGAUUGCAAUGCUCAACUGAAAGAACCUUGCCAAAUUCAUAACAACGACUUCAGUGAAAUUUCUGACUCUCCAAUAAUAACACGUGCACGUAUAAGUCUUCCCUCUUUGCUUUAUUUGAAAAACACAUCUGCUCAAGGAUACAAUGAGGAGUUAGGAGUUUGGACAAAGGUAGCUAUUCCAAGGAAAAGUCGUUUUGGUCCAUUGACGGCAAAAGUAAAAAUGUGGGAAACAGUUCACAGAUCAAAGCAACCUUCGGAUGCACCAGACAAUCCACACAGGAGAACGCAAAUUUUCCUGUUAUGUCUGUCAGAAACAAUUUCGUCAGAAAGCCCACCUCAAAUCACAUAUGUUCACACACACAGGCGAGAAGAGCCUGAAAUGUCAAUUCUGUGA
Molecule: messenger RNA, 3039 nt
Organism: Acanthosepion pharaonis
Lineage: Eukaryota; Metazoa; Mollusca; Cephalopoda; Sepiida; Sepiidae
Source: the annotation of a GenBank genome assembly